CUAAAUAUUCAUAAUUAAAAAGAGUUAUGGAGAUAUUACAUUUUGAAGGGUCUAUAAGAAUCAUCAUUGAAGGCAUACUUGCUUAAUGUAAAGUAUAGCAGAGCCUUUCUCCAAAAUAACCUCUCUUGUGCUAUGUAUCUAUGGAUAUCAAGAAGAUAGUGUUGCGUGUCAGUAUCAAUUGCAUGAAGUGCAAAAUGGAGGUCCUAAAAUCUGUUGCCAAACUUGAAGGUAUUAAUGAGAUGAGUGUGAAUAGUGAGAAGGGGGAGUUGACAGUGAUAGGAAAUGUAGAUGCAGUGCUUUUGACAAAACAACUCAGGAAGACAAACAAAAUGGCACAAAUCAUUAGUGUUGGACCUCCAAAGAAAGAGCCAGCAAAAGAUGAAAAACAGAAGCCACUGCCUCCUUGUUGUAAGCAAUGCCAACUUCUUGUUGUUGGCUUUGCUCCUUAUGAACCUCCACUUUGCUCUAUCCUGUAACAAUAUAUUGACUCUUAACAAUCACAUUCUGAUGGCCUCAAUUGCCAAAUAAAUUCGGUAAUAUAUAUAUCCCAAAUCUAGCGUGUAGUAUUUACUUUCUUUUUUCAAAUAAUAGCAAUGUAUUUUGACUA
Molecule: messenger RNA, 607 nt
Organism: Ricinus communis (castor bean)
Lineage: Eukaryota; Viridiplantae; Streptophyta; Magnoliopsida; Malpighiales; Euphorbiaceae
Product: heavy metal-associated isoprenylated plant protein 2
Exons: 3
Coding region: 141-476 (111 amino acids)
Molecular function (GO): metal ion binding
Source: RefSeq, a predicted model, not a curated record